AUGAAGAUCUUCAUAAAGAGUCUUACUGGCCGACUUUGUGAGCUCGAAGUGGAACCUAGUGAUACAAUCGAGAAUGUAAAAGCCAAGAUUCGAGAUAAGGAGGGAGUCCCACAAGACCAACAAAGACUGGUUUAUGCCGGCCAGCAGUUGGAAGAUGGACGCACUCUUUCUGACUACAAAAUUGAAAAGGAGUCAAGCUUACAGCUUGUUUUGCGUCUCUGUGGUGGUAUGCAAAUUUUUGUGAAGACCCUCACCGGUAAAACAAUAACUCUCGAGGUUGAGCCGAGUGACACGAUUGAGAAUGUGAAGGCGAAGAUUCAGGACAAGGAGGGCAUCCCCCCAGAUCAACAACGACUCAUUUUCGCUGGUAAGCAGCUGGAAGACGGACGUACUCUAUCUGACUACAAUAUCCAGAAGGAAUCUACUCUCCAUCUUGUGCUUCGUCUUCGUGGUGGUUUUAGUUCCACAAACGUCGUAACCAAGAUUCAUGAGAAAAUUGGAAUCCCGAAAGAACACCAAAGAUUGAUUUAUUGUGGCCAGCAGUUGGAAGAUGAUCGNUAUUCUAAAAUUCGCUUCCACUCGCUUUCAACUUUUGAUGGCAAUACUAAAGAACUCGAAGUGGAACCUAGUGAUACUAUUGAGAAUGUGAAGGCGAGGAUUCAAGAGAAAGAGGGAUACCCAAUAGAGGAGCAAAGAUUGAUAUAUAGUGGCAGGCAGUUGGACGAUGGUCAUACUUUAUCUGACUACAACAUUUCAAAGGGAUCUACUUUGCAGGUGUUUUUGACUCAAAUUUUUCAAAUUUUCGUGAAAACUGGCGAAGGCAAAACAAUUACCCUCGAAGUUGAGAAGAAUGAAUCAAUAGAGAGCGUGAAGGCGAAGAUUCAGGCAAAGCACGGCGUCUCCCCAAAAGUAAUACGACUCGUUCAUUCUGGUAAAGAUAUGGAAGAUGGACAUAAACUUUCUGAUUACGACGUAAAGAAGGGAUCGAGUCUUUUUAUUUAUCUUCGCGUUCCUGGUGGUAUUUUGUUCCACAAUCAUUAA
Molecule: messenger RNA, 1041 nt
Organism: Rodentolepis nana
Lineage: Eukaryota; Metazoa; Platyhelminthes; Cestoda; Cyclophyllidea; Hymenolepididae
Source: the annotation of a GenBank genome assembly